GCCGGCUGGGAGGAAAAAGAAGACGAGCCCGUAAAGUCGGUGUACGAUGCAUAACGUACGACGGAGGGAGUGCGUAAGAAGAGUGAAGAAGAUCUUCGGAGGGAGUCCCUCUCGCCCUCUCGAAGGAGGCGCACGGCGCCACCGUGGCCAUCCGACGAGACGACUUUCCGUUCACGACUAUAAGUAAGUCUUGCACGGCGCGUCGCGGCUUAAUGCCGUUACCGCGUCCGUGGCGCCAAGAGGAAGACCUACUGGCGACGACGAUAAGCUUCCUUCGAACGGCCAAAGCGACGGCAAAGGAGAGGAAAGAGCAAAAGAGAGAGAGAGAGAGAGAGAGAGAGAGAGAGAGAAAAGGUGGGAGAGAGGGAGGCGUGGUGAACUUAUAUUCCGUAGGAUGGUGCGGAUGAGCGACAGUGUAGAUAACACGUGGCCGUCAGUCGCUGCUACUAUUGCUAGUGUCCAACUUCGCUCCGCUCCUGUGUCGGUCUGCUCGCCGUGUUGAUCAGUGAUCGGGUGUACGAACGAACAUCGCGCGCGCGACCGUCCAUCCCACGCACUAUGCAACAUCAUCCUGGCGUUUGCGUUUUUUGACGAAAAACACAAAGGUUACGAAAAAUUCAAUCGUGCUAUUAAUUAAACUCGUGCACAACAUUCAUAUACAUAUCGAGUGGUGGCGAUAAGAAGGACGCCGUCGGUGAUCGCGCAGAGAGGGUACGCGUGAUCACCGCGCUCUCGUAAAUUUUGUCUCACAAUUUUACGUUUGAAUCAAACAUUACGCGUUCUAAUCGAUCGACGUUGCGAUCGAUAUUACAACAUUCUUGUCCGUCAAGUGUCAUAAUGUCCGGGAUUCUCUACACGCUGCUGGGUCUCGCGGCUAGCACGAGCCUCCACUGCGCCGUGCGCCGCGAAAUCAGCCCGUGCACCUGCCGACAGGAGGAGUUCUCCAGUCCCGUUAUCAAUCAGGCGCCGGUAACCGCGUCCAUCGGUGGUGUCGCCAACACCAACAAUAACGCCGGAGGUAACGGCGGUGGCGGUGGUCACCACCUGGGAGAGCGUAUCGAGGUGCUGUGCGAGAAGAUGAAGUCGUUCGAUCAACUGGCCGAAGCGCUAAGCGGCAAAUUCACCCCCGAGCAGCAGAUCACCUUGCGGGUGACGCAUUCGGAUCUGCACGACAUAUCCCGCCACGACUUCAAGGAACUGCGUAUGUCCAUCACCCGGCUCGAGUUGAAUCACGAUUUUAUAGGGGUCCUGGACGGCGACGUUUUCGCUGGUCUCAGUCGAACCCAGUACUUGAGUCUGGCGGACAACGAGGUGCCCGCAAUACCGAGACAUAUCUUGUCGCAUCUGUCGCUGCUGAGAACUCUGGACCUCAGCAGAAACCGGAUAAGCCGUAUCGAUUCGGAUGACUUCAAGUACAAUCCAAUGCUUCAACACUUGUUUUUGGCCGGAAACGCAAUAUCCGAGAUGACUCCAGGCUCGCUACCGCCUCUGGUUAAGCAUUUACACGUCGGGAGAAAUCGUCUGCAUACUUUGAAUCACACUCUGAGGGAUUUAAAUCAACUCGAAUGGCUACUCAUUAAUUCUAACGAGCUCACGUCGCUCGACGGCGAGCUACCGUCGUCCGGUCACAAUCUCAAGAUGCUUUAUGCCGUGGAUAACAAGCUGACGCAUCUGCCGGCCGAGUUCCGAUAUCUCCAUCGUCUGGAGAGUCUCUUCCUUCAGCACAAUAAGAUCCGAAAUCUCGACGGCACUCUGCAAAAGGCCAGACGUCUGAAAUAUCUGAAGCUUUCGUACAACGAGCUGCAAGAGCUGAACGCGGACGAUUUCAUAGAGGCCGAGAUGUUGGAGGACCUCGAGCUCGGCCACAACUCUCUCAAGUCCCUCGGCGGUGCGGAUGGCGACGGUAACGGGAGUAGCGCUCUUUAUCCACUCCGAUCGUUGAAGGUCCUCAACCUGACGCACAACGAACUUCGCGAAUUCUCCCUUGCGUCUUUGCGCGGUGUGCGCGAGCUCAGGCUGCUCGAUCUGUCGCACAAUCGAAUCGCUCGACUCGUCAGGGGUAGGCCGUCCUCAGAGAAUCUGGUGGAGGAAGAGGGCGAGGAAAUCGCUGGCCGCAACGUCCAAGACCUGCGUCUCCAGCACAACGAGCUGCGCAGCCUGGACGGUUCUCUGUUCUUGGGCAUGAAGGAGCUGCAGAGGCUCAAUCUCAGUCACAACGCGCUCGGGCCUACGAUCGGACCGCGUGAUCUGCGCGGCCUCGGCGGACUCCGCGUGCUCGACAUCUCGCACAAUCAGUUCAUAACUCUCGAGGACAUGUCCGAGACCUGGAUGCCGGUUCUGGAAGAACUGAACGCGUCGCACAAUCGUCUGGUCACUCUGUCUGGUCGCGACUUUCGCGGUUUCCCGGUGCUCUGCUGGGCCGAUUUCAGUAUGAAUCAAAUACGUACUGUCAUGCCGGAGUUGGUGGCUAAUACGCGAUGCACGAUUCACGGAGUCCCCGACGUGCUACGUAUAUAUCUUCAAGACAAUCCCGUGUUGUGUGACGACGGCCUGGCAGACCUGACUGUUGCACUCGAGGUAAAUCACGCAAAAAUCUACGGACGCAACACCUGUCCGAUCACGACCACGUCACAGUUACCGCCGGCACUUUUGCUAGCCGCCGCGGCGGCCGCGUCCGGCGGCAACGUGUCUUUUGCCGCCACCCUCGAGUAAGAAGACGGAGAAGAAGAGGAUCCAUGUCGCCGUGGCGUGCACGAUGAUGACCUUUCAAGGAUAUAAUCGCACGAGUUUAUCAGCAUCUUAACAGGGUGUGUGUGUGAGAGAGAGAGAGAGAGAGAGAGAGAAAGAGAGAGAGAAAGAAAAUGCAUUGAGAGAGACCCGGAAGUCUCAAACUAUUUCCGCGAUACAGAGGAUCGCGCGCGAAAACUCUUGUUGGACAGGAGACGGCGAAGAAGAACAAAGAGGAGCAAGGAAGACCACAAAAACGAAAAUACGGAACGGAGCGAUUUAUCGAAUAUUCGACAUGCCGUUUCUGGAAACGUACUACUUGCGAUAGUAGUGUCGUAUUUUGCAUGCACUGUACAUAACGUCGUGCGUUUUAAUUCACAGGCGCUCUUUUAUUCUUCGCGUUUUCGAAGGCACGGGUGCGUACAUAUAUGUAUAUAUGUAUAUGCAAAGUGAAUGCGCGUGUGCGUCCUGCGUGUGAACAGCAAAUUCCGCGGCGGAUCCAUUAUUCCAUGAUAAGGAACAAUCCUGAACGUUCAAAAUUUAUCCAUCGCAUAUCUUCAUUGCCGGGCGGAGGUCGAAGUCUCGUAAUGAUAAAAAAAAAAAAAAAGAUUCCCACAAUUCGGCAAGAUCCAAUACUGAACACUGGGAUUAGAGCACGUACAAGUGAAUUGUACGUUACUUCUUCGUUCUUAACAAUUCGAUAAGAUCGUUGUACGCCCUUUCAUUGUAAAUAGCCACUUAUGAGCGAAACUCAUCUUUAAUUUAGCGCUUUUAGCCUCUAAAUUGUGUACGAAGCUGGUGAAUAGUCGACAUCGUAUCGGUAUCUAAACAAAGCUUCAUAGCGUCCACAAUUUUUAUUUUUAUUUCCGUGUAUUUAACGCAUAAGUCGCGCUUGACGAAUUUGUUUCUUGCAUGUUGUAAAAUAGUUUCGAGAAUGUUACGCGAACAAAGAAACUACACAUCGCACACAUAUACACAGCCUUCUACAACAUAAUAACUCACAGAAGACUUCGGUCUUCGAUCGAAUCUCUCAAUAGUCAUGCAUAUGCAAAUGAAUUCCCUUGCGGGUCAAUGAAGCAAAUAAAAUCUGUUAACUUAUGCCGUUAGCGCGGACAGAUUGGCAGUGGGCGAUCAAUUGACUCUUUUGUUAAUUCGUGCCAAUAGGGACGAAUUAUUGUCAACGUGCCUCCGGGCAUACAUAAUGUAACACAACCCGUUUAGCCGCAUAUACGGUGUUCAACUAUUCCAGAUACAUGCGCGCGCAUAAAUAAUAAUAAAAUGCAACGCGAAAAGACAUUUCCGUGACUGAAGAUCGCGAAGUUAAAUUUUUUUUUUUUCAUUUUUAAAUGAAAUCACAGAGCAAUUUCUUGCUCGGUUUUUUCGUUACACGCAGAAGCAGCCCAUUGCUUCGAACGACUGCUAACUUGGUGCUGCAAUUUCAAGUUUUUGUUUCGAAAUUAUUCAAAGUAAAGUUGCUCGCUCAUCUUGAUUAUGAAUAUAUUGCAACAGAGACGCUGAUGCACAGGAUUGCAGUUUAAUGUAGAAUCUAUUGUGUACUGUUCUUGAACUUAGCUUCUUACAAAUUGCCUUGUAAGCGGUAAUUUUACGAAUUUACGAUUUAUUCGCACGUUUGCUCGGAAUUGCAGCAUCAAUUAGCUAGAAAACUCAUAAUCAAAAUAAUAAUUUAUCUUUAUUAAGUAUUUUAAUGAAAAAAGUAACUUUACGUCGCACAUCGCUAGGGAGAGGCAAAAUAAAUAAUUAAGUAUUACGAGCUAAUUGUCUACACAUAUCUGUACGUGAGUAUAUUUUAUACAUACGGAAUACAACCGAAAAGACGAUUUUAACACAACGCCGAUCUUAUACGUGCGCCGUAUGUUUAAUUUUUAAGCGUCUAAGUGGUGUCACUUACUGAUGCCAUUCGAAACGAAGCAGCGCUAUAUGUACGCGUAGGUACCGUUUAUACAUUUUACAUACGAUAAGUACGAAAAGACAAAGCAGAGACCUGUUUUUACGUAAUUUUAGUUCUUAAGUUAUUUAUCCGCACUGUGAUUUGCAUUAUCCUCUUUCUCCGUUUUCGUUUUCUGCUUAAGUCUCGGACCAGAAACGGCAAAAAAAUCCUUGUAACCAAAUUAAUAAUAAAAUCGAAAGAGAAAUGACACAAAACACAAGAUACUGUAAUAUGUACUGUAGUUGAAUAAAAUCACGCUGACGUUUAAACAUAA
Molecule: messenger RNA, 4949 nt
Organism: Pseudomyrmex gracilis
Lineage: Eukaryota; Metazoa; Arthropoda; Insecta; Hymenoptera; Formicidae
Gene: ltl
Product: insulin-like growth factor-binding protein complex acid labile subunit
Exons: 8
Coding region: 838-2712 (624 amino acids)
Molecular function (GO): protein binding
Source: RefSeq, a predicted model, not a curated record